AUGAAUGUGCUAUGGAUUAUAGCACUAGUUGGCCAGCUGAUGCGGCUCGUUCAGGGAACAGCUACCUGUGCCAUGUAUGGGAACUGUGGGAAAAAGUCAGUAUUUGGAAACGAAUUACCUUGCCCUGUGCCACGUAGUUUUGAACCUCCUGUUCUUUCAGAUGAAACAAGCAAACUUUUGGUUGAAGUUUGUGGUGAAGAGUGGAAAGAGGUCCGUUAUGCCUGCUGUACUAAAGAUCAAGUGGUAGCACUGAGAGAUAACCUACAAAAGGCUCAACCUUUAAUUUCCUCAUGCCCAGCAUGCCUCAAGAAUUUUAAUAACCUGUUCUGUCACUUCACUUGCGCUGCUGACCAAGGAAGGUUUGUCAAUAUUACCAAGGUAGAAAAGUCAAAAGAAGAUAAAGAUAUUGUUGCGGAAUUAGACGUUUUCAUGAAUUCGUCUUGGGCAUCUGAAUUUUAUGACUCAUGUAAGAAUAUUAAAUUUUCUGCUACCAACGGUUAUGCGAUGGACCUAAUCGGAGGUGGUGCUAAAAAUUACAGUCAAUUCUUGAAGUUUUUGGGGGAUGCUAAACCUAUGCUUGGUGGAUCCCCCUUUCAGAUUAAUUACAAGUAUGAUUUAGCAAAUGAAGAAAAAGAAUGGCAGGAAUUUAAUGAUGAGGUUUAUGCUUGCGAUGAUGCUCAAUAUAAAUGUGCGUGUUCUGAUUGUCAAGAGUCUUGCCCCCAUUUAAAACCUUUAAAAGAUGGCGUGUGUAAAGUUGGCCCUCUGCCAUGUUUUUCCCUUUCUGUUCUGAUCUUUUACACAAUCUGUGCACUUUUUGCAUUUAUGUGGUAUUAUCUCUGUAAAAGAAAAAAAAACGGGGCAAUGAUUGUGGACGACGAUAUUGUUCCAGAAUCAGGUUCCUUAGAUGAAUCAGAGACGAAUGUAUUCGAAAGUUUCAAUAAUGAAACUAACUUUUUUAAUGGUAAACUCGCUAACCUAUUUACGAAAGUGGGACAAUUUUCCGUUGAAAACCCCUACAAGAUAUUAAUAACCACUGUUUUUAGUAUCUUUGUAUUCAGUUUCAUCAUAUUUCAGUACGCUACUCUUGAAACAGAUCCAAUUAAUUUGUGGGUGAGUAAAAAUUCUGAAAAAUUCAAAGAAAAAGAGUACUUCGAUGAUAAUUUUGGGCCAUUUUACAGGACAGAGCAAAUAUUUGUUGUGAAUGAGACAGGCCCUGUGUUAUCAUAUGAGACACUUCACUGGUGGUUUGACGUUGAAAAUUUUAUUACGGAAGAGCUACAAUCGUCAGAAAAUAUUGGAUACCAAGAUCUCUGCUUCAGACCAACAGAAGAUUCUACAUGCGUAAUAGAGUCUUUUACUCAGUAUUUUCAGGGGGCCUUACCAAACAAGGAUAGCUGGAAAAGGGAACUGCAGGAAUGUGGGAAAUUUCCUGUAAACUGUCUACCUACUUUCCAGCAACCUCUAAAAACUAAUCUUCUUUUCAGUGACGAUGAUAUUCUCAAUGCGCAUGCGUUUGUUGUAACACUUCUAUUGACCAACCACACUCAAUCAGCUAAUCGCUGGGAAGAAAGAUUGGAAGAGUAUUUAUUGGAUUUAAAGGUCCCCGAGGGCCUGAGGAUCAGUUUUAAUACCGAAAUAUCCUUGGAAAAAGAGCUUAAUAAUAAUAAUGAUAUCUCGACCGUUGCAAUAUCAUACCUGAUGAUGUUUUUAUAUGCUACAUGGGCCUUGAGGAGAAAGGAUGGGAAAACUAGGUUGUUACUUGGAAUAUCUGGUUUACUCAUAGUUUUGGCUUCUAUUGUUUGUGCAGCCGGAUUUUUAACUCUUUUUGGUUUGAAGUCGACAUUGAUCAUAGCAGAAGUAAUACCGUUUCUAAUUUUAGCAAUAGGAAUAGAUAAUAUUUUCUUGAUUACACAUGAGUAUGAUAGAAAUUGCGAGCAAAAACCGGAGUAUUCAAUUGAUCAAAAAAUAAUAAGCGCUAUCGGGAGAAUGUCUCCUUCCAUUUUAAUGUCAUUGCUAUGUCAAACCGGAUGCUUCUUGAUAGCUGCAUUUGUUACAAUGCCAGCUGUCCAUAAUUUUGCUAUAUAUUCCACAGUUUCUGUUAUAUUCAACGGAGUAUUACAGCUAACAGCGUAUGUGUCCAUUUUGUCUCUCUACGAAAAGAGAUCCAAUUAUAAACAAAUUACCGGAAAUGAAGAAACUAAGGAAUCAUUUUUGAAAACGUUUUAUUUUAAGAUGUUAACGCAAAAGAGGCUCAUAAUCAUUAUCUUCUCGGCUUGGUUUUUCACAUCUCUGGUUUUCUUACCAGAAAUUCAAUUUGGGCUAGAUCAAACAUUGGCUGUUCCACAGGAUUCCUACCUGGUUGACUAUUUUAAGGAUGUUUAUAGCUUCCUAAACGUAGGACCACCGGUUUACAUGGUCGUGAAGAAUUUAGAUUUGACUAAAAGACAAAACCAACAGAAAAUAUGUGGUAAAUUUACAACUUGCGAAAGAGACUCAUUAGCUAAUGUACUGGAGCAAGAAAGACACAGGUCAACAAUUACGGAGCCAUUGGCUAAUUGGCUGGACGAUUAUUUCAUGUUUUUAAAUCCUCAAAACGACCAGUGUUGUAGAUUAAAGAAGGGAACAGAUGAGGUUUGUCCUCCCUCUUUUCCAAGUAGACGUUGUGAAACUUGUUUCCAGCAGGGUUCUUGGAAUUACAACAUGUCAGGGUUUCCUGAGGGCAAGGACUUCAUGGAAUACCUAAGCAUAUGGAUUAAUGCGCCUAGUGACCCCUGCCCUCUAGGUGGUCGUGCGCCAUAUUCGACUGCGUUAGUUUAUAAUGAAACGAGUGUGUCUGCGUCAGUUUUCAGAACAGCUCAUCAUCCUUUGAGAUCCCAAAAGGACUUUAUCCAGGCGUAUAGUGAUGGAGUUAGGAUAUCAAGUUCUUUCCCCGAACUAGAUAUGUUUGCAUACUCGCCGUUUUACAUUUUUUUUGUUCAAUAUCAAACUUUGGGACCAUUGACGUUGAAGCUAAUAGGGAGUGCCAUUAUCCUAAUUUUUUUCAUUUCAUCUGUUUUCUUGCAGAAUAUACGCAGCUCAUUCUUACUGGCUUUGGUCGUUACCAUGAUUAUCGUAGAUAUUGGUGCUUUGAUGGCCCUACUAGGUAUCUCACUCAACGCUGUCAGUUUAGUCAAUUUAAUUAUUUGUGUCGGUUUGGGUGUCGAGUUUUGUGUUCAUAUUGUUAGAUCAUUUACAGUGGUCCCCAGUGAAACCAAGAAAGACGCAAACUCAAGAGUUCUCUAUUCCUUGAAUACCAUAGGUGAGUCCGUCAUCAAAGGUAUAACUCUAACCAAAUUCAUUGGAGUUUGUGUACUUGCAUUCGCCCAAUCGAAAAUAUUUGAUGUAUUUUACUUUAGAAUGUGGUUUACACUAAUCAUUGUAGCAGCAUUGCAUGCUCUCCUAUUUUUACCUGCUUUACUUUCAUUGUUUGGUGGUGAAAGCUAUAGGGACGAUUCCAUCGAAGCAGAAGAUUAG
Saccharomyces cerevisiae S288C is the source of this 3513-nucleotide messenger RNA. It is a transcript of the gene NCR1, whose product is annotated as sphingolipid transporter. Lineage: Eukaryota; Fungi; Ascomycota; Saccharomycetes; Saccharomycetales; Saccharomycetaceae. Gene Ontology annotation, molecular function: transmembrane transporter activity. Gene Ontology annotation, biological process: sterol transport; transmembrane transport. Gene Ontology annotation, cellular component: vacuolar membrane; membrane. The transcript has a single exon. The record is from RefSeq and is marked reviewed. Bases 1 to 3513 code for a protein of 1170 amino acids.